GUGUAGCUUGCUCGUUUGGUUGACAAUCGCGAUGUGAUGUAUAUCCUACAUCAUCGCACGCUGAGAUAUAUUUUCAAGAAGUAUUUUUAAUUUAUAAAUUUAUUAGGCGAUUUGUUUCUAAAUGUUUUCUUAUGUUGUGAAAACUUUUCUCUGUUUUGAUUUCUAAAUAUGUGUAACUUGCCGCCGAAGUUCCAUUCAGUGUGUCGCCUUUGUUUAUCAUUCUGUGGCGAUAAUUGCAGUGAUGUUAAACUUCCAAUAUUCGACCGUGAUAAGGAUAAAUCACGACUUUCCGAGAUGAUAAUGGCUUAUCUAUCGAUAAUGGUUUCUCCAGAAGACAUGUUGCCGCAGGUUGUAUGUGGAAGUUGUGCAAACAAACUUGAUGAGUUUCAUACAUUCAGGGAACUAUCGCAUAAAUCUGAAAGAUUAUUGGAACAAUUUCUACACUAUGCUAAUUCACUAUCAGGUCCUAUAGAGGAGGUCCUGAGUAUAACGGCCGACAAACUGGAAGAGAUAAUUAAACCGUUGAACGAUAAUGAGUAUGAUCUGUCAAAAAGUAAAUAUGCCGAAAUCGGCUCGCCCGACUCAACCGAAGAGAUGAAAAACCUCGAAAGCCGACAGGCGGCGGUAACACUGCUACAAAUAAAAAACUAUGACCCAACGAAAUACGUUGUCAAACCCGAGACGGAAGAGAACUCGAAUAUAAUGUUCAAAACGGUGAGCCUGCCGCCCUCCGAUAGAGCGAGUGAGGUAAUGCACUGUACAACAGUGAUAGAUAUAAUUAGCAAGGCUGUCGCGGUAGCUCAGCGUGAAAACGAGGAAUCUCAGUAUCCAACAAAUUAUGCGGGCGUAACUGUCAAAACGCACGCGACGUCCGAAUAUACUCAAGACUAUGUGGACGAACAAUAUGCCCAGAAUACACCCCAGAGCGUCACGAAUCUACCCAAUAACGAGGAGCACAGAGAGAUGGACCUCUCCCUAUACUCCUGUAAGACAGAGUACGAGAGCGAACAGGGCAGAGAGCCCAAUGCCUACACACAUAGAACCAAUGAUAUGCCGCAUAAGGACAAAAUGCAACAUUUCUAUGCCAGAGCGUGCGUGAGGACAAAGCCGGCGAAGGAGAACUCUGUAUAUGAAGAUUGUAGUCAAAGCAGUAGCGGCUCAGAUCCGGACAGACUUCAGAUGGACAUAUCAGAGGUGUCGCAGGACGAUCCAGAAGAAACACAAUCUGUACCGUCUGCGCAGUCAUCGCCAAAACCACCACACGAGACGGAAGAAAAGGAGUCAUUAUGGCAUGCUCUACAUAAACAAAACGGUCGUGGUGGUGAAACAACUCAACUUCUAAGGCGACUGAUUAACAGUAAACAUACAGGGAUGACGGUUUCACCUUUGAGGGGACUCGCUGUACCACUUACUCACACACCCAACGGCACCAUUUCACCGAACGGUGAAUGGCCGAGUCCUGGUCGUGGUAACAUGGGCGCAGGUGGAACAGCGAGAAGGAAACAGAGUUGUCCAGCACGAGCUCAGCCCUUGCAGGAACAACAUCCCACUUGGCCCACUAACACUGAUAAUGAAGCAACAGACACGUCAAACUCAAAUCGCAACCCAUCACAGCGCUUCGAGCUCUCCUGCACCAACUGUGGUACACACACGACCACCAUCUGGCGUCGCGAUGCCAGAGGCGAAAUGGUGUGUAACGCGUGCGGGUUGUAUUACAAACUCCAUGGAGUACCACGACCUACCGCAAUGCGACGGGACACCAUACAUACUAGACGCCGGCGUCCCAGACAUGAAGCGAAGUCUUCUAGAUCUAGGAGACGAGGAGUCAGCAGCGCCAGUACUGAGGUCCCCGAGAGUAGUGAACCAGCUGGUGGGGCACCAGGGGCUCCACCAUCAGAAGGGGCAGAAGAGGCUGUAUUGGCAGCGCUUCGUAGGCAAUUGCAGCCGCACCUCUUAGCCGCCUUGCAUGCGCGCACUCGACCAGCACAGAUGGGCCGCGGUAUGCCAGAGUAUGACGAAGCGCCACUGAACCUAGUAGCGAAUCACGUGGCCGAAGAAACGCAUUGACCGCUCACGUAAUCUUUCCGCACCCGUGUACAAACGGCCAGUUACUCAUACCAUAGACUGUUUAAAUUUGGAACCUUUUUAAAGGGCCGUACUUUUUUUCUUUACGGCCAGGGAUUAAAAAAAAUUCUGUGACAUUUCGUUUUUGAAAGCUGUUAUAUGUGGUCCAUCCCGCCUUUUCAUAGCCAAUAGUGUUAUUAUGUCUAAGCAUAGAAUAUAUACAAUCGAAAUGAUAUUCUGUGGCCGAGAAUAAUCUAAAUUCGAACGCCCUUUAAAAAUAGUCCAAGUAUAAACAAGAUUAUUUUAGUAGAUCUGAUAUAAAAUCUUUUUUGUUUAAUAACCUUUUUAAUGAGGUAUAUAUUUUUAUGAAUGUUCCCAUUCGUUUUAUACCAGUAGUGAGUUAAGGCCAGUGUAAGACUAUGAAGAUUAAGAAGUACUUAAAUUUGAAGUUAUUCCUACAUCAAAGUAAUAGUAUUCUGGUUAAAUAUAUACUAAAUAUUUUUGUACAUAAGGAGUAUUAUCAAUAGUUAUUUUUUACCAAAAUUCAAAUUUAAGUACUAAUUGAUGGUGACUAUCUGAAAAUUAUGACAAUGAAGUAUUAAUUAAACAGGGCAUUAUUAAAGGCAAAUUAAAUUGCCUUUUAUGGGCAGUUAAAAGUAUUGUGAAAUACACUUUUCGAACCUGGAUAAGAGGGUACAUUGUCCAGUCCUUAUAAGCUUUGUAGCGAAAUUUUAUUCGAUACGGUCACAAAUAAAUGUUGUGAACUUAUUUCUAAAAUGGCUUGGUUGUACUCGCUUGUUCGGGUUCGAUUCGUCAAAAGGUCGAUGACCUUUUGCAUAAUGAGAAUUUAUUGCAUUUGCAAAUGAAAAUUAUUUUCUCUAAUUCCUCAUGUGAUGAGUAAGACGAAUGAAUUUUGAGAUUAUUUGAUUGGUGAAAUCGGUUCGGUCGACACCUCGAUAUUAGCGAGGGCUCGGGCCGAAGUCCACGCCUUGCCUUUGCUCUCUUUUCCUUUGAAAUUAUUACGGUUACCUAUUGCAGGAAGCAAGUAUUCAUAUAGAUCUAAGUUGUAUUGUAUAUUGUUUCUUACCUAGAGUAGUGUUUUUUUAUUAUAUAUAAUUUAUUUUUGCCCCGAUUUCGGUCAGUAUUCGAAUCUCAGUUGAGAAUGUGGUUUUUAAAGCAAUAAACUUUUCGAAUAUAAAUAUUUAGAUAUAGAAUCUCUUUGGAGCAAUAUUACCGUAAUUUCCGUAGAAUAGGAUUUUAUAUUCUGUGUUAAAAUUGAAUUUAGAAAUAAUCUGGUCGAAACCAAAUCGUGGCAUUAUAACCUCAUGGUCAGUGUUGAGCAUUUAAAGAGAUUUCCGUUGUGGGCUGUUUUUCUUAUUCGCCGUCCUAUACUUAUCGCCUCUACUUAAUUUAGUUAUAAUUUAUUUUACGAUCACCCCACGGGCCAGUAGAACAGUCUUUGAGACAUUGUGAUAUAGCUUUGUGCUUUUCUAUACGUAAUUUCUUUGCAGAAUCCCCUAUCGUAUUUAAAAAGCUUUAAAAAUUUGAGAUUACCUACCCUCGGAUUGGGAUAUUCGUAGUACUUAGAAUUGUUUUAUACUUUGACAAUAACUAUGCUCUCUUUGACGCUCUCUUGAUUCCGAGUUAUAUUUAAAUUAUUUUAAGUAGUGUAGGCAACGCAAGCAACACUUUCGCUAACAUUGCUGCUCGCAGUAGUGAUACAGUAUUAUUUUAUUCAUUAUUCUGUACAUUUUUUUAAUUAUAAGUCCUGUCUAGACCUCACUAGAUCAAAUUCCGUUCGUGCAGCUAUUCGAUCUUCCAAUUGGUUAUUUAUUAUUAUUUAGGUUAAUUUAUUACGGUUUAUUGGUAUAACGUGUUAAGUUACUAACGUACCGGUUGUGUAGUGUGCGCUUUCGAACUAACAAACGUGUGUUUGAGAGAAUGGAGCUUCGUCUUAUAAUUUAUGCUGAAAUGUGACGCAGUGCCGUGGCAAUCAUGUACUCAAGCCAAUUAUUUGAUAUAUAAUUGGUUUGUCUAUGAAUUUGGGUGGUAAAUGAUGACUGUUGCCCUCUACAAAAAUUGAAAAGAAACUGUGUUUGAUCUUUGUCGAGGAGUUAUUGUUUUGUUAUUAUUGGUUAUCCUUAUCUGUUUGUCAAUGUCACGUCACUGCAUAUGAUGAAUCUCGUUAAAUUCCAUUUAACCUUCACAGCAAUUAAGACUGUAAGCAAAAGUCUCAGAAUUUUUUCCAUUCAAUGUGAAUCGUAAAAGUAUUGUAACCGAAAUGUGAUAUGUGUUGUAGAAUGUAUUUCCUGAGAAGCAAUAAAUUUGUGAUAAUAUGUAGAGAUGGGCAUUUUUGUACGCCUCCUUUGAGAGUACACUGCAUAAUAUUAGAUGUCAAUUAAUGUUUUACUGCGCGGUCGGUUCCAACUGAGGUAUAUGGAAACCUGUUAAGUCGACCCCAAGUUGAUAUUAAUUACAACCCAACAACAUUUACUGUUUUUGAAUGGAUUUUUCUGUUAUAAAGUACUGUUAAGAAUUCUAUAAUAUUGGACAUUUAAAGUAUAUAAGAGCUCAGUUGUGCGUCGGUUGUGCGCAGUAAGAAUCAAUUCCAAGUCAAUUUAAAUUAUAAGAAUUUUUCGUUGUAGUUUUCUCACCUUUACUGUUACUAACAUUAACGUCUCAAAUUACGUAUUAAGAGGUAUUAUUAUUGUAUAAAUACUCUUUAAUUAAGCUUAUGGACCAUUUGUUGUUUGAAUUUAAAGUUUCAGCAUAAAUUAUCGGUAUAAUAUUAUACCAGAAACAUUUUCGUCGGAAUACUCAUGAGACAUUAUUAUUGUUGUAUAGAUGAUAAAUAAUGUGACUUACGCAGGGAUGGAUACUUAAAUUAUUAAAAAUUUAACUGAUAUAUUGGCUAUGUAGUGAGUAGAAUAUUUUUUUACAAAUAAAUUAUAGCAGCUA
Messenger RNA from Pieris brassicae (large cabbage white), 5022 nucleotides. It is a transcript of the gene GATAd, whose product is annotated as zinc finger transcription factor Trps1. The transcript is spliced from 9 exons. The record is from RefSeq and is a predicted model, not a curated record. Gene Ontology annotation, cellular component: nucleus. NCBI's taxonomy places the organism in Eukaryota, Metazoa, Arthropoda, Insecta, Lepidoptera, Pieridae. Gene Ontology annotation, molecular function: zinc ion binding; RNA polymerase II cis-regulatory region sequence-specific DNA binding; DNA-binding transcription factor activity, RNA polymerase II-specific. The coding region runs from base 169 to 2067 and encodes 632 amino acids. Gene Ontology annotation, biological process: negative regulation of transcription by RNA polymerase II; positive regulation of transcription by RNA polymerase II.